Messenger RNA from Acaromyces ingoldii, 1490 nucleotides. RefSeq names its product Phosphoenolpyruvate/pyruvate domain-containing protein. Gene Ontology annotation, biological process: pantothenate biosynthetic process. Gene Ontology annotation, cellular component: mitochondrion. Bases 65 to 1411 code for a protein of 448 amino acids. The transcript is spliced from 2 exons. The record is from RefSeq and is a predicted model, not a curated record. Gene Ontology annotation, molecular function: magnesium ion binding; 3-methyl-2-oxobutanoate hydroxymethyltransferase activity. NCBI's taxonomy places the organism in Eukaryota, Fungi, Basidiomycota, Exobasidiomycetes, Exobasidiales, Cryptobasidiaceae.
CUCUUUUUUUUCCGCUUUUUUCGCCUCUCAAUCCUCCUCCACCCACAUUCACCGGCUGCAAGGCAUGUCCUCCGUCGCUUCAACAUCCAAAGUGACGUUGGGUCUGCUCCAGAAGGGGGCUUCGGCUUCGUUGUGGAGUGCCACCUGCGACCUGGCGGCCAGGUCACGGGCACCGCCCGUCUGGACCGCAAACAGGAGCUCCGACUACCGUACCCGGAGGUCCUUUUCGCAGUCUCGGGCCGCCUGGAGCGUCUGGCCUUCAGGGAUGGAGCCUGGCUCUGAGAGGAAGAGGGGAGAAGCACAGCAGAGCACCUCGGCACAGGCAUCCUCGACGUCAGGCCUGCCCAAGUACCACCCACCACGCUCGAUCACAGUGCAAGACCUGCAGGAAAUGAAAGAGAGACAGGAGCCGAUAGCAAUGCUCACGGCAUACGACUAUCCAUCGGCCCUGGCACAUAGAAGCGCAAAAGUAGACAUCAGCCUCAUUGGAGACUCGCUCGCCAACGUGGCCCUGGGCCACCCCACGACGCAGCAGCUCGACAUCGAUGCAAUGGUGCACCAUUGCGCUGCCGUAUCGCGAGGCGUCAACGACCCGAUAUUGUCCCACCCCUCGCUGCCGCCCACACCGCUCAUCAUUGCCGACCUGCCCUUUGGCAUCGCGCAGCUGCCCCUCGAAGCCGCCGUGCCCGCCGCCCUGGACGUGGUGAGAAAGGGCCGAUUGCACGGCCUCAAGAUCGAAGGCGGCCGAGAAGUGAUUCCCCUCAUCUCGCACCUGACCUCGUUCGGCACCGCCGUCAUGGCGCACAUCGGCCUGCAGCCCCAACGCUUCUCCUCAGCCUCGGCCCUGUCACUCCAGGCAAGAACUGCCGUCGAGGCCAUUGAGCUCCUUGACGAAGCGCUCGCUCUCGAAGAGGCAGGCGCAUUCGCCAUGCUCAUCGAAUGCGUGCCUGGCCGGGUCGCAGCCGAGGUGACGAAGCGCCUCAGGAUCCCCACGAUUGGCAUCGGCGCAGGAAAGGGCACCGAUGGCCAGGUGCUGGUCCAGGACGAUAUCCUGGGCGAAAUCAACUCCCCGCUCUCCCUCCUGAGGGUCCUGGAAGCGCAGGAGCAGGGAGGUGAAUCUCCAUCCUCCAGUCUGUUGCCCAAGCCGAGUGCGCCAACGACGCCCCGCUUCGUGCGCAACUUUGCGAUGCAGGCGACUGGAACGACUGGAGGCGCCGUGCGCGUGGCCGCCGUGCAAGCGUAUGUCAAGGCCGUCAAGGAGCGCACCUACCCAAACGACGAAGAGGGCUACAAGAUGAAGAGAGAGGAGUGGGCGGCGCUCAAGGCAUGGCUCGAGGAGUUUGACCAGCAAGAGGCAGCAACGGCAGCUGCCGAAGAAGGCCGCCAAUCCGCUGACGAGGUCAUUGUUUGAAGGUUCCAAACCUGCUUUGUACUAUUGUCUGUUUGGACGUGCAGUCCGAUAGGAAUGAAAGAAGAAAGAGAAUGCCUCC